Molecule: messenger RNA, 993 nt
Organism: Wickerhamiella sorbophila
Lineage: Eukaryota; Fungi; Ascomycota; Dipodascomycetes; Dipodascales; Trichomonascaceae
Product: Malate dehydrogenase, cytoplasmic
Exons: 2
Coding region: 1-993 (330 amino acids)
Biological process (GO): tricarboxylic acid cycle; carboxylic acid metabolic process
Cellular component (GO): cytoplasm
Molecular function (GO): L-malate dehydrogenase (NAD+) activity
Source: RefSeq, a predicted model, not a curated record
AUGGUUAAAGCUGUUGUUGCUGGUGCCGCUGGCGGAAUUGGUCAGCCCCUCUCUCUUCUCCUCAAGCUCUCUCCCUACGUCGAUGAGCUUGCUCUUUACGAUGUCGUCAACUCUCCUGGCGUUGCCGCCGACCUGUCUCACAUUUCCACCACUGGUCCCGUCAAGGGCUACUUGGCCAAGGACGAGGCUGGUCUCAAGGGUGCUUUGACGGGCGCUGACAUUGUUGUCAUUCCUGCUGGUAUCCCGCGCAAACCUGGCAUGACCCGCGAUGACUUGUUCAAGAUUAACGCCGGCAUUGUCCAGAAUAUCAUCGAGGGCAUUGCUCAGUACGCCCCCAAGGCCUUCAUCCUCAUUAUCUCCAACCCGGUCAACUCCACUGUGCCCAUUGCCGCCGAGGUCUUGAAGAAGCACAAUGUCUUCGACCCCAAGCGCCUGUUUGGUGUCACCACCCUCGACUCUGUUCGUGCCGACACCUUCACCGCCGAGGUUAGCAGUAUCAAGGACCCCAAGUCUGUCCACGUCCCCGUUGUCGGUGGUCACUCUGGUGAGACCAUUGUUCCCCUGCUCUCCUUGACCACCCCCAACGUCUCUAUCCAGGGCGAGACCCGGGACAAGCUCGUCAACCGCAUUCAGUUCGGUGGUGACGAGGUCGUCAAGGCAAAGGACGGUGCUGGCUCUGCCACUCUGUCUAUGGCUUAUGCUGGUUUCUUGUUCGCUGAGGCCGUCCUUAAGGGCGCCAAGGGUGAGGCUGCUACUGCCGCAGCCUACAUCCACCUCGAUGGUGUUACCGGUGGCUCCGAGAUCAAACAGAAGGUUGGCGUUGACUACUUUGCCGUCCCCGUCACUUUCGGUCCCGAGGGUGCGGUCAAGGCAGAGAACAUUCUGACCAAAGCCAACGAGUACGAGCAGCAGCUGCUCAAGGUUGCCAUUGAUGGCCUCAAGGGCAACAUUUCCAAGGGUGUCGACUUUGUCGCCAACCCCCCUGCCAAUUGA